Schistocerca serialis cubense is the source of this 1254-nucleotide messenger RNA. Its product is annotated as RNA-binding protein 25-like. NCBI's taxonomy places the organism in Eukaryota, Metazoa, Arthropoda, Insecta, Orthoptera, Acrididae. The coding region runs from base 1 to 1254 and encodes 417 amino acids. The record is from RefSeq and is a predicted model, not a curated record. The transcript has 3 exons.
AUGCAAAUUCCCGGCUUCUGCCGCUGCUCCUUUGCCAGCCCGCCCGACCCGCCCGUUCCUCGCAGCUUCCCAGCUCCAGACACUGCACGGGCCAACCUGUGCGUGGGCAAGUCAACACGUCGGAGAGCAGCGUACGGCAGUACAAGCUCCUGUCGCCAUUUUCCAGAUCCCUGCACUCAGAGGAAGACCUAUCUGGACCUCCUUCGCUCCCGCUGCUUCCCACCCCCUCGGCGCCCAGACUCGGCUCAGGGUAACAAUCUCACGGGGCCGUUUCCACCCCCUCCACCACACGCCGCCAUUUAUGAGUCGGGGGCGUAUUUAUUUUACGGAGAAUUGGAUGUUGUUUUGUCUCGGCGGCUCUCGGCGGCCGCGCCGAAUCUCGGCAGCGAGAAGGGAGAGGCAGAAACGGGGCCACCAAGAGAGGGAGAGGCAGAAACGGGGUUACCAAGAGAGGGAGAGGCAGAAACGGGGGUACUAAGAGAGGGAGAGGCAGAACCGGGGGUACCAAGAGAGGGAGAGGCAGAAACUGGGGUACCAAGAGAGGGAGAGGCAGAAACUGGGGUACCAAGAGGGGAGAGGCAGAAACGGGGGUACCAAGAGGGGGAGAGGCAGAAACGGGGGUACCAGGAGAGGGAGAGGCAGAAACGGGGGUACCAAGAGAGGGAGAGGCAGAAACGGGGGUACCAAGAGAGGGAGAGACAGAAACGGGGGUACCAAGAGAGGAAGAGGCAGAAACGGGGGUACCAAGAGAGGGAGAGGCAGAAACGGGGGUACCAAGAGAGGGAGAGGCAGAAACGGGGGUACCAAGAGAGGGAGAGGCAGAAACGGGGGUACCAAGAGAGGAAGAGGCAGAAACGGGGGUACCAAGAGAGGAAGAGGCAGAAACGGGGGUACCAAGAGAGGGAGAGGCAGAAACGGGGGUACCAAGAGAGGGAGAGGCAGAAACGGGGGUACCAAGAGAGGGAGAGGCAGAAACGGGGCCAUCAAGAGAGGGAGAGGCAGAAACGGGGCCACCAAGAGAGCGAGAUGCAGAAACGGGGGUACCAAGAGAGGGAGAGGCAGAAACGGGGGUACCAAGAGAGGAAGAGGCAGAAACGGGGGUACCAAGAGAGGGAGAGGCAGAAACGGGGCCACCAAGAGAGGGAGAGGCAGAAACGGGGGUACCAAGAGAGGGAGAGGCAGAAACGGGGGUACCAAGAGAGGGAGAGGCAGAAACGGGGGUACCAAGAGAGGGAGAGGCAGAAACGGGGGUAA